Gambusia affinis (western mosquitofish) is the source of this 1621-nucleotide messenger RNA. RefSeq lists its product as uncharacterized. Gene Ontology annotation, biological process: DNA integration. Bases 238 to 1203 code for a protein of 321 amino acids. The record is from RefSeq and is a predicted model, not a curated record. The transcript is spliced from 2 exons. Gene Ontology annotation, molecular function: nucleic acid binding. Lineage: Eukaryota; Metazoa; Chordata; Actinopteri; Cyprinodontiformes; Poeciliidae.
CCUGCUAACCUAACAAAAGAGGAGAAACAUCCUGUCAUUAUUCCAAAGUCUCAUCACAUAUCUAUCCUUCUUAUCAGAUACCAUCAUGAGAAAGUAGCGCAUCAGGGGCGUCAUAUAACAGAAGGAGCACUCAGAGGAGCUGGAUUUUGGAUUACUGGCAGUAAAAGACUUAUUUCUUCCAUCAUUCACAAAUGUGUCAUUUGUCGAAAACUUAGAGGACAAAUACAAACUCAAAAGAUGGCGGAUUUACCCAUUGACAGACUGUCAACCAUGCCACCGUUCACUAGUGUGGGACUGGAUGUUUUUGGGCCCUGGACAGUCUCCACACGUCGCACCAGAGGAGGAAGUGCAGACAGCAAGCGCUGGGCUGUACUUUUCACCUGCAUGUCCACAAGAGCCGUGCACAUUGAGCUCAUCGAAUCAAUGUCAACAUCGAGCUUCAUUAAUGCACUAAGAAGAUUCUUCUGCAUCCGUGGACCUGCUCAAAUACUUCGUUCUGACAGAGGAACAAAUUUUAUCGGAGCAUGCAAUGAACUGCAAAUUGAUCAGACAGACAAAGAGCUGAACUCCUACCUGCUGGAGAAAGGGUGCACAUGGCUAUUCAACUCUCCCCACUCCUCACAUAUGGGUGGAUCAUGGGAGCGACUCAUUGGAGUUGCAAGGCGCAUCCUGGACGGUAUUCUUUUAAAAACCGGACACAUCCAACUUACACAUGAAGUGUUAAGUACAUUCAUGGCGGAAGUAAUGGCAAUAAUGAAUGCAAGACCACUUGUACCAAUUUCAACAGAUCCAGACAAACCAAACCUUCUCACUCCAGCAAUGCUACUCACCCAAAAGUCAAAUGCACUAUCUGCACCAGCAGGAAGUUUUGCACCACCAGACCUCUACUCAAAGCAAUGGAAGCAGGUACAGUGUCUGGCAGACUCUUUUUGGAAACAGUGGAAAAGUGAAUACUUACCAACUUUGCAGAAACGGAGAAAAUGGACUGAUGAUAAACCGAACAUUAAAGUUGGUGACAUUGUGUUAUUGAAGGACGCUCUCACUCACAGAAACGACUGGUCCAUGGGAAAAGUUGUGAGAACAUUUGAGAGUAAGGACAGUAAGGUUCGAAAAGCCGAAGUAAAAACUGUAAAAGAUGGAAACGCAAAAGUGUUUUUGAGACCCAUUACUGAUAUGGUUUUGCUUUUAUCGGAUGGAAAUUAAAAUGUUAUACCUGUUAUCAGUUGAAAAUGUUUAUUGGAAAAGAUUGUUUGUAGUGGCACAAUUGUAUUGUACCAGGCGGGGAGUGUGCUGCCUUUUGUAAGUCAUUUAGAACAAGAGGUUGAAAACUGCACUAGAACGCCCUCUGCUGGAUAUUUGUUAUAUUGUUUUGGUUACGCUAAAAAAGAAAAUAGAUCCAAGAUGGUGGAACGCAACACCGAACGGUUUAUUGAUUAAGCUGACUGUUAUCCUUAUACGUUGUGUUUCAGACAAGAUUUGUUCUUUACGAUGGCCAAAGAGAUGGCAGUGGUCAGAGGCCACUCUUCAAUAAACAAGUAAAACAGAUAAAGAAGUUUGGUUAUUGGAGCGUCGUUGUCUGGCUGUCUAGCUUGCUGAAAGGUCGAAAACUCAGGGCGAGGAC